AUGCCUGAUCAUUUAAAAGAUGAUUCUGUCACAAAGGACAAGCCAUAUAAGAUAUUUUUCAAAGAUCUCUUUCUUUUCAAAGAAAAUGAGAUGGAAAUGCAGAGAAAGGAGAAAUUUCAGAACCGCACCAUGAAAGUGCACCAAAAGUCUACUUUUUCCUCCCGAAUGAAGAGUCGAUCACACCUAGGCCAAAUAGCCUUUUAUGCUGAUACAGCUGGUAGCUUACCAGAAAACUUUGGGCUAGAUCCCACUCUUUUGCUCAGAUUAAAGGAAGGUGCAGACGCAAACAAGACUGUCCAUGAAUUUAUUAAUGAUCAAAGAGACAGGUUUCUGCUUGAGUAUGCUUUGUCAACCAAACGAAAAACAAUUAAAAAGUAUGAAGACAGCAUAGUAUUGAAGGAAAGACAACUCACAAAAGCAGAAAAAAAACUCCAAGAAGAUGCAAUGGCUUUUGAAGAGUUCCUUCGAGAAAAUGACCAGAAAUCUGUAGAUGCUCUUAAAAUUGCAGCACAAGAAACUUUAAACAAACUCCAAGCAACAGCCGAUUUAAAGAAAGCAAGCAUGGAAGUGCAGGCAGUGAAAAGUGAAAUAGCAAAAACAGAAUUCCUCCUUAUGGAGUAUAUGAAAUAUGGACUUUUUCUGUUGAAAUUAUCUCCAAGACACUGGCAAGUCCAGCAAGCACUAAAAAGGAUGAAUGUAUCAAAAAGUAAAGACAAUCUGAGUAACAUCCUUCCAAAAUUAUUAGCAAAAACAUUAGCAAAGAGAAAAGAGGGCAAAGUGGAAGAGUCCAGAAGGGGAUCAUUUUCAGAAGACUCUUCUCCAGGAAAAAGUGUCCAAGGUAAAACCAGAGAUUUGGGACUUUAUUCAUUAAACCGGCCUGAAAGUAUCAGUUCAGAAGACAGCCUGGAGUCCCUUUUAGAUGAUGAUAUGGACUAUGAUCUGGUAACCAGCUUAUAUUUCCUGAUUUCAGGCUUGAAUCUGUUGCGCGAAGAGAAAAUGAAAGAAAAGCAAAAACAUCAGGAGGAACGGCUGAAAGCUGCUCUGGAAAGAGCAGUAGCACAACCCAAGAAAAAGUUGGGAAGACGACUUAUCUUUCGUUCAAGACCUCGAUCUGGUGACAAACAUGAACUACAAUUAGUCAGUGAGACAACAAAAACACAGGAGGAAGAAUAUUUUUUCACUUGA
Molecule: messenger RNA, 1185 nt
Organism: Orycteropus afer afer
Lineage: Eukaryota; Metazoa; Chordata; Mammalia; Tubulidentata; Orycteropodidae
Gene: CCDC38
Product: coiled-coil domain containing 38
Exons: 12
Coding region: 1-1185 (394 amino acids)
Cellular component (GO): centrosome
Source: RefSeq, a predicted model, not a curated record